ACAGAACGGCCACUCUAAUCGAAAAAAAACUUUGAACGGAACGCACGGACUCUCCGCUGUCGACGGAAAACGCGAAGGGCGGAUGAGUGCGCGAGUUUAGUGAAAUAGUUUACAAUUCGCCCCACCAGCUUCCGCUGCGACGCACUGCUCUGCAGGCUUUUGAGGAAAAUACCGACGCAAUUUCCGCGAGGGAAAUGCAGCUCCAGUGAUGAGACUCGCAGAGUCACGCGUGUGAAGAGCACGAAAAGUGAAUAAGGAGGAGAGAAAAAGACAACAAAAGGCGAAAAGCAGAGUGCAUUUAAACGCAAUUUACGAAAAAGUGUUAAAAUCAGUAAUGUGCAUUUAGCAGUUGCCAACAAAAAAUAGCAUUGUUUCUUUGUUUUGUUUGGCUCGCACGCGCUUGUGUUGGUUCGGUGUGAGUGAGGCAGUGCGCUUGUGUGUGUGCGAGAGCAAGGACAACCAGAGAGUGUUGUGGAGGAGGAGGCUGGCGGAGAGAGGGAAGCAACAACUGUGGAGCAGCAGCUGAAAAAAACACUCUCCCGUAAUGGACACGUUUCGCAAGUGGCUGAACAAACCCAAGGCUGAUGACAAAUCGCUUCUGGCCCGCUUCUUUCAUGCGGAUCGAUCUCUCACAGCGGUGGCCAGCGAGUUGGACAGCUUCGAUGGACGAGCGGAACCGGAUCGAUGCACCAGACUGGUCAGCAGACUGCGACAGAAUCAGGACAAAGUGCUGGCCAUCACAAAUUUGAUCAUGGAGGAGCUGCUCGGCGAGGAUCGAGAUCCGCGUGCCUUCCGCGCCAAGUUCCCCGAGGAAGUGCUCCAGGAGAAUCUGGCCGGACAGCUGUGGUUCGGUGCCGAGUGCCUUGCAGCUGGAUCCUCGAUCAUGAACCGCGAGGCGGAGAGCAAGGAGAUGCGACCCCUGGCCCAAGCCGUGACCAAAAGCUUGGGCAAUGUCCGCGUUCUGCUGCGGGACCAGUGUUUAAAGAACAACGUGCCCAACAGCAAAACGUUGCACCUCGACCUGAAUGAUUCCACCACGGAGCAGCUUUACGAAAGUCUGAAAAUCUUCGAUCGGCUGUUUGCCGAAUUCGAGCUGAGCUAUGUGAGUGCCAUGGUGCAGGUGAAAUCCCGCCAUGAGUACGAGAUGCAGCAGUGGAUCGGCGUGCUCUUCUCGGAGACCCUGCAGCGGGCUCUGAAGAUCGGUCUGCUGGAUCAGGACAUGGUGGAUGCCUUCGAUCCCGGCCUAAUGUUCUCCAUUCCACGGCUGGCCAUCGUUGCUGGUUUGGUGGUCUAUGCCAAAGGGCCACUCAACAUGGAUAUGCCUGGCGAUCAACUGUCGGAAAUGUUCCGUCCCUUCCGCACAAUCCUCAUAAAAAUCCGCGAUCUCCUGCGCAACCUCAACAACCAGGAACUGUACCAACUGGAGAAGCUGCUGUGCACCAACGAGGAUAUCAACACCAAGGUGCCACUUGGCUCGAGCAGCAUUGAGGCGCCCAGUCCGGAGCAUAGCUCCAAUCCUACAACAAGCGGCAGCCAAAACAACAACAGUAGCAGCAACAAUAAUCACAGCAGCAGUAGCACCAACACGGGUACAACAAAUACCCACAGGACUGUGGAGCGGCUGGUGGAUCAGCGAAACAACAACAACAACAAUAACAGUAACAGCAACAGUAGCACCAAUCCCGCAGCGGAAGAAGCUACGCUGCGCUCUCCGUCCAUGUUGUCGCUGUCGCCCAACAGCACGCCCACCGCCUCGCCCGCCCCCUCUCCCACGCCCUCGCACUCGAUAGCCUCCACUUCGUCGGCGGCCACCAGCUCGACGAAUCCACCGGCUGACUGGAGCGACGGCGACGAUGAGGACGAGGAGGACGACGAUAUUGAGGUGGACGAGGAGGAUUUGGAUAGCAGCGACGACGAGAAUCUGCUGAAGGACAUCGUGGCGGCGGACUGUGCCUCGGGUUACCUCAUACCCAACACCAAUCUGGGCAAUCUGCUGCAGCCCCAGGAGGUUCCUCUCACGGACAACUUCGUGGCCAGCGAAGAUGAUGAGUAUGGAACGGGCGAGCAGCCGGGACGGUUGGGUCACGAGGAGGAGGACGAGCCCAGCACAAGUGCAGCCAUGCUGGCGGCCACCCGCACCUUGCAGCGGCUGCGCCUGCCGAGCAGCGACACCGAUCCCCUAGCCGAGCCCACGACAAUCAAGGCGACCGAGGAGCAGAUGCAGCAACAGCAGCCAGCUGUGCCGAGCGGACGCCAUCGGGAGAGUCACAGUCACCGCCAUCACCAGCGCCACCACCAUCAUCACCACCAUCACCAUCAUUCACAUCAGCACAGGCAGCCGCAUCCGCACCGCACAACGCGCAGUGGUCGCAAACGCUGCAGCCUGGAGGCAUCGGAGGUGGACUCGAACCCCGCGGAGAGGGAGCAGACCCUGGCCAGCGGCGAUACCAGUGCCGCGUCCUCGCUGUCCGACGAUGUGUCGCUGGCCAUGCGCAACACAACGGCACGCCUAAAGUUCAAGAGCACCGAAAACCUGCUGCACCGCCUGUUUGUCUGCAUUGCCGGAGUGGCCGACCAACUGCAAACGAACUUCGCCUCCGAUCUGCGCCAGAUUCUGCGCAGUGUGUUCCUCAUGAACAUGUCGUCCGCCCAGGAGGAGAUCGACAUACCGGAAAAGACAAAGGAGUCGGAACUUUUCGAGUUCCGGGCCUCCGAGAACGAUGUGAUACAGGAGAGCGCCGGCUCUAACCAAAGCAUUUACUCAGCGGAGGAGGUGAAUCCCGAGCUGGACAAUGUGUUCAGCGCCGUCGGUGGCAGCCAGGCCACUGGCCAGCGCCAUUCCGCCGGCGCCAGCAUGCAGCGAAACAAUACCAUCGAUCUGGCGGGUCAGACCGGCGGUGGCAGUCCCAGUGGAGCAACGAUGGCCACCAGUCGUUCGCACGUGACGCGCAGCCGAAGUCUCGGCGAUCAGGAGGCAGCCAGCACGGCCACCAGCAGCAGCACUCAGUUGCACCAGCAGGAGCAGCAGCAGCAGCAACAGCAAUUGCAGAUCCAGUUGCAGCGGCAGCGCAACAAUUCCGUGGGCAGCAACACGCCCUCCAGUGCCUCCUCCACCAGUUCCAGCUCCGAACAGAAUUCCCCGGUGAGCGCCAGGAGCGGCAAUCGCCGACGACUGCAGAGCAACAACGAAACCCAGAUGCCCUCCUCGGCAACGACUGCCUCGGCCACGCUUUCGCCGCCGGCCUGGAUCCCCGAUGGAAAGGCACCGCGGUGCAUGGCCUGCCAGACGCCCUUCACUGCCUUCCGCCGGCGUCACCAUUGCCGCAACUGCGGCGGCGUCUUCUGCGGCGUCUGCUCCAACGCCUCUGCUCCGCUGCCCAAAUACGGACUGACCAAGGCAGUGCGCGUCUGCCGCGACUGCUAUGUGCGCGAGGUGCGCUCGGCGGGACUGGGUGUCCAGACGGUGCAGAGUGUCCAAAGCGUCCAGGCCACCGCCUCUUAGGAUUGGCCAAUGGCGCUGGAAGGCGCAGCUGACGACCAAAAAUGUGGCCGAGACGGGGGAAAAGCAAACUGUGAAUCGCAAUUGUUCUGCAAACAUUGUUUUCUUUGUUUUAUACGUAAUCCUAAUCCCAUGCAAGGGGGUCCUCUGACCACGACUAGGGCCUGCAUAUAUAGAUCAUAUAUAUCUUAAAUAUAUAUAACCAUAGCUGUAUAUUUUUUAUUUCCAAAACAAUGACCAACUGAGCGUCUAUCAAACGAAUGUACAAUAAAGCUUCAAUCUGGACUAAAA
This is a messenger RNA of Drosophila ficusphila, 3790 nucleotides long. Its product is annotated as lateral signaling target protein 2 homolog. Gene Ontology annotation, molecular function: metal ion binding. The transcript is spliced from 5 exons. Gene Ontology annotation, cellular component: early endosome membrane. The coding region runs from base 545 to 3502 and encodes 985 amino acids. The record is from RefSeq and is a predicted model, not a curated record. NCBI's taxonomy places the organism in Eukaryota, Metazoa, Arthropoda, Insecta, Diptera, Drosophilidae.